This is a messenger RNA of Lottia gigantea (owl limpet), 2180 nucleotides long. RefSeq lists its product as hypothetical. Gene Ontology annotation, molecular function: GTP binding. The transcript has 3 exons. The record is from RefSeq and is a predicted model, not a curated record. NCBI's taxonomy places the organism in Eukaryota, Metazoa, Mollusca, Gastropoda, Lottiidae. Bases 1 to 1389 code for a protein of 462 amino acids.
AUGGCAAGUAUGGAUCAUCACAGUGAAAUAAGGAUUCUAUUGAUGGGCAAGUCCGGCAGUGGGAAGAGCUCGGUCGGAAACCUGUUACUUGGACAAAAAGUAUUUCAAGUUAGCAAAACUUGUAUAACAAAAACAAAACAGAGUCAGUUAGCAAGCCGUACACUAGAAGAUGGCAGAGUAUUAGUUAUAGUUGAUACACCAGGUUAUUGUAAUAGUCACCUGACAGAAGAGGAAACUCAGAAAGAAAUAGACAGAGGAAUGGAAUUACUAGCACCUGGUCCCCACAUUAUUAUAUAUGUUCAAAGUGUACGUCAGUGUCUGACAUCAAGUGAUGUUGAAAUACUACAGACUAUGACAGAGAAGAUGGAAUUUUACAGUAACCAUUUCUUCAUACUUUUUUCUGGAAUUGAUGAGCUCGACACAACUGUACAGACUCUACCUGAAUAUGUACAGAAAUAUAACCAAUUUGCCAAGCUUCUGAAACAACAAACACCAGUUCAUGUCUGCAGUAAAGGGUUUAAUGAUAAUACCCAGUUCAACUUAUUGAUUCACGCUAUAACAAUGCACUAUGAAAUGAAUAGACAUCGUCAUCUGGAGCUGGAAAAGUGCAUAAUUGAGAAACCCAACCCAGUUGCUUUGGCAGAAAUAAUGGAGACAGACGCUGCAGCCAAGCCAACAAUAAAUGACACAAGACAUAUUAUUUUACUUGGUAAGAGUGGAAUUGGUAAAAGUUCGCUUGGUAAUUAUUUGCUGGGAGCCAAGAAGUUCAAGACAAGUAUAAUGGAAGAGAGAAGAACCAAGGAAUGCCAUAUCGAGCUAACAGACCACAUGGUAGUAAUGGAUACUCCUGGAUUUUUCUCAACGCUCCGGUCAGAUGUGGACGUCGCUAAAGAAAUUAUGAACACUAUAAAAGUAAAUAGAUUGUUGAUACAUAUCUAUAUUUUGGUUCUGAGUGCUGACGAAAGAUUUUCAGGCGAUGAAAAAGAGUCAUUAGAGUUUAUAAAGAAACUGUUUGGAGAAAAUGUUAUUAAAAAUUUGAUUAUAGUUUUCACUGGAAAAGAUUCCUUAGAAGAUGAUGAAUUUCAGUUUCCAAGAUGUCUACCACAGCUUCCUUAUUUUAUACUCGAUUGCAAAGAUAGAAAACAAGAAGUGGUGGAGGAGAUUCGGACAAAAAUCUGCAGUGAGAAAUAUAAUAAUAUCCCUGCUGUAUUUGAUGUAGACCAUGUAGAUUGGACUGCUAUUGAAAAAGAAGAAAGACGUCGUAAAGACUCUGCGAAACUGGAUGUUGAUAGCUAUAUGAAUGCUGUACAAUCAAGUUUAGGCAUGACACAAUCAGAUGUGAAGAGUACGCCGAAACAAAAGAAAUCAUUUUUCAAAAGGUUAUUUUAAUGCCCUGUUUUCAAUGUGGGAAACAAGUGCCCUUAAAGUGGAACCCAAGGUGUCUUUUAGACAAUUUGAAAAUAUAGUGAUUAACAAUAAUUAACCUGUCAUUCACGUUUGACAGUGACUACAACCCUCUUCCUUUCUCCUUUGACCACACAAACCACAAUUUUGAUGUGUCCUAUGAUUCAAUUUUUUAACUCUGUUAUCUUAUCAAAUGAAUUAGUGCGGAGCCCCUUAAGCGCAAUUUUCAACACUUUUUAUUAUUAUUAUAAUAAUUUAUUUCGUAUAAACGAAUUAAUUAAUUCGUUUAAACGAAUUAAUUUUUUCGUCUAUUUCGUUUAAACGAAAUAAUUGAAAUAUUAUUUCGUUUAAACGAAAUAAAUGAUGUUAUUUCGUUUAAACGAAUUAAUUAUUUCGUUUAAACGAAAUAAUAAAUAAAUAUGUUUACAAUUGCGCCUUAGGGGCUCCGUAAAUUAGUGACAAUCAUUCAUUUUGGCUUCUAUCUUUGUGAAAAUGCAGUGUGAGUCAUAUUUUUGCUUUUGUAAAUAGAUAUAUCGGAUAAUGGAAAUACCGUGAAAGCCAUUCCCCGAGAAUUUUAUAAUACAAAUAGCAAUAUUAAACGUCAAGGUUUAGUAGCCUAUCAACUAACUAAGAAUAAUAAUGUAAAUACCGAGAAAGUUAAUCUCGGAGAAUGAUUUUGUGAAAAGUGAAUGAUUUAUUAAAAUAUCAUCUGUACUUUGAAUCGUUGAAUAUCAGAGAUAAAUUAGAUAUGAAAAUAAAAAUUCAUUAAAAUUCUU